ACGAGCGCAACCAGGAAGCUUCGUGCAAAUAUUGAAAAGAAUAAGCUAAGGAAGUGUUUAUUAAAGUCAUUUGAUCAAUUCAACGCUGGAGGAAGCGAUCGCAUUAUUUGAACUGUAUCUGGUGGUCAUGAUUAUAUCCUUCUCAUGGGCUAUUUACUUUAUGUUCGUGUCUAAGGCUGGUGUAGGAAAGAAUUAUGGAAUAGACUGGUGAAGAUCUGUAGGAGAGAUUUCAGUGGUCCUGUCUCUUUAAGAUGGUGUAUUUGGCUCUAUAUGGUUGUUAAAGAGUGAAAAUGGACUUCUCCAAGUUCCUGGCAGAUGAUUUUGAUGUGAAGGAGUGGGUGAAUGGAGCUUUUAAAGUGGUUCAGAAAGAUGCACCUGGAAAAGCAGAUGCGCACGCUUCUACUUUGGUCAUGAAACUGCAGCUCUUUAUUCAAGAGGUCAACAACUCUAUAGAGGAGAGCAGUAAUCAGGCCCUGCAGAAUAUGCCACGUGUAUUGAGGGAUAUUGAGGCUCUAAAACAGGAGGCGUCAUUCCUAAAGGACCAGAUGAUUCUGGUUAAAGAGGACAUCAAGAAGUUUGAACAGGACACAGUGCAGACUAUGCAGGUGUUGGUGGAGAUCGAUCAGGUUAAGUCUCGCAUGCAGUUAGCAGCAGAAGCUCUACAGGAAGCUGAUAAAUGGAGCACACUUAGUGCUGACAUCGAGGAGACCUUUAAAACACAGGAUGUUGCUGUGAUCAGCAGUAAACUGGCCGCUAUGCAGGGCAGUCUGGCGAUGUUAGUGGACACCCCAGACUACAGUGAGAAGUGUGUUCAGCUUGAAGCUCUGAAGAACAGACUGGAAGCUCUCGCCAGCCCACAGAUUGUCUCCACAUUCAACUCACUGUCUAUAGAUCAAUCGCAGCUGUUUGUUAGAGUUUUCAAUGAAAUGGAGAGAAUGCCACAGCUACUGGCUUAUUACUACAAAUGCCACAAGGCACAGUUAUUGGCUGUCUGGGAAAGCAUCUGUCAGUCAGAGGCCACUCUGAAGCAGCAGCUCUCUGAGUUUUAUGACACACUUCUGUCAACAUGGCACACACAACUUCAGUGGUGCAGUCAGGUCUUUAAAAACCCAUGUGAAGUGGUCACAGUGUUGAUGAUCCAGACGCUGGGGGCGAUGGUGCCAUCUAUUCCAGAAUGCAUCACAGUGGCAAUGAAUCGUUGCUCUGGCGACUGUCGUCUGGACAUUCUUCUGGACCUCCAUCAGACGGCAGCUAACUUCAGUCGCAGUCUGGAGGCAGCAAUGCAGCCACAACUUGGUGAGUACAACCUCUUGAAGGUGGCAGAGCUGGUGUUGUGUGUGUAUUCACCUUAUAAGACCUAUCAGAUGCAGUACGGAGAACUAGAGGAGACAAACUUGCUCAUCCAACUCAGUGCUGUUCCACUCGAGCGUGGCGAGGUGCUGGACUGUGUGUUGGAGCUCACACACUCUGUGCAGAAGGUCUUUGGCUUGGCUGCCGCUGCUGUUGAUCGCUGUGUUAAGUUCACUGAUGGUCUUGGUGUGUGUGGACUCAUCAAAGCUCUCCGUGCUCUCUUCAGCAAGUAUGUGUCAGAUUUUUCAGUCACUCUUCAGUCAAUCAGAAAGAAGUACAAUUUAGAGGACACGCCCACAUCUGAGAUAUUCACAGAGGAUUGGACGGCUUUCCAGAACUCUGUCAGAAUCAUCGCAACUUGUGGCGAACUGCUCAGACAAUGUGGAGCAUUUGAACAACAGCUUUCAAACAAGAUCCUGGGAAGGGCGGGACGUUUCCUGUGGGAGGGGUUUAACCCCAGAAGUCUGACUGGCUUACAAGAGGGCGUGGUUGAGAGGCGGAGCCAAAAGAAUCCGUGGCAGGAAUACAAUUACCUACAGCAAACCAACACUGCAGAGUAUAAUAAUCUACUGGAGACUCUGCAUUCCCUUAAGGAGAAAGGGACCGGAAGCUCAAGCUUAUUGGCUGAGACUCGCUCAGCUCUGACGCGUCUGAAUCAACAGGCCAAUCAGCUUGCGUUUGAUUCUGUGUUUCUGCAAAUCAAAUAUCAGCUCUUCCUUCUCAACAAACCAGAGGGACGUGGCACUGCCAAAUUGGGUGAAACACUAACUGAUGAUCUACCAGCCUUCAGUUUGUCACCACAGGAGUACAUCACUAAUAUUGGUCAGUAUAUCAUGUCUUUGCCGCUGCAUUUGGAGCCGUUUGUGACUCAAGAGGAUCCAGCAUUGGAACUUGCCUUACACACGGGCAAACUGCCUUACCCGCCAGAACAAGGUGAUGAUGUACCAGAGCUUGAGAACACGGCAGAUUAUUGGCUGGGUUCCAUCGCCAGGGCAACCAUGCAGACCUAUUGUGAUGUCAUCCUACAUAUUUCUGAGCUGAGCCCACAUGCAACCAAACAACUUGCAACUGAUAUCGAUUACCUGAGUAACGUCAUGGAUGCGCUGGGGCUGCAGACCUCUAGAAAUCUCCAGAAUAUUGUCACACUUCUUCGUGCCAAACCGGACGAAUACCGACAGACGGCCAAGCCACUCCCACGCAGACUGUCAUCUUCCAUCGCCACCAUGAGGGGUCUGGAGUACUGAUGCCGGGACGAGUGAAGAAUAGAUGGGUGUAUGGAUGUUUGUUGAAGAGCCUUCGCCGAAUAAACUAAUCUCUAAUAUUCCCAACAAAAUGAGCAAAUCUAUAAAUGUGGCUUACGUUCUGCAUGUUUUUGUGGUUUUCAGAAUUUUUAAUGUUCUUUUUCUCUCUCUUUUUAAAACAAAUGCUUGUUUUGAUUGUUUUGUUGAAGUUAAUGAUGGUAAGUGCAAAGAAUAAAAAAAAUCUUACUGGAUUUCUUGUUUCAAGGGAUUUUUAAUUUUAGUGGCACAAAGUGUGGGGUCAGGUUUUGCACAUUUAUUUUGUUAUUCAGCAUGUUUCCCAUUAUUCUUGAUGCAAAUUGAAAAUGAAAGCUCUUGUGUUUCUUGUAUAAAACACUAUGGCCAUGUUUUAGCUACACGGGCCUUCAUAAUGCUUGUCAUAUCUGACUUAGUAUAUUUCAGGAAUGUUUUCAUACAUGUUUAUUUCAAGAAAAUAAAUCAUAUG
This is a messenger RNA of Xyrauchen texanus (razorback sucker), 3093 nucleotides long. RefSeq names its product component of oligomeric golgi complex 7 (gene cog7). Gene Ontology annotation, biological process: Golgi organization; retrograde vesicle-mediated transport, Golgi to endoplasmic reticulum; intracellular protein transport. The record is from RefSeq and is a predicted model, not a curated record. Bases 291 to 2594 code for a protein of 767 amino acids. The transcript is spliced from 18 exons. NCBI's taxonomy places the organism in Eukaryota, Metazoa, Chordata, Actinopteri, Cypriniformes, Catostomidae. Gene Ontology annotation, cellular component: COG complex.